Tripterygium wilfordii is the source of this 1233-nucleotide messenger RNA. RefSeq lists its product as uncharacterized. Lineage: Eukaryota; Viridiplantae; Streptophyta; Magnoliopsida; Celastrales; Celastraceae. The coding region runs from base 41 to 1048 and encodes 335 amino acids. The record is from RefSeq and is a predicted model, not a curated record. The transcript is spliced from 9 exons.
CGCUCGAUCCCUGUCUUCUCAUGCCAGAGCUGCUGCGUUGAUGGCUUCCAGGCUCGCAUCAGCUCCGGCGACUCCAUUGUCCGCUCACUUUCAUGUGGAAUCACCGAAGAAAUUGUCGUAUACGACGCUAUUCGCUUUUCCGUCAUUGAGUGUGCCUUGGCGCGUCAAUAUUUCAAGCUCCAGAGGACCAUUGUUAUCAUCAGUUAAUGCGGUGCGAGAAGAACUGACUGAAUCUCCAAGUUCAGAAUCUACCGAUGAUUAUGAUUCCCGAACUUCCUCUUCCUCCACUUCCAAGCUCGUACUUGUCGUUGGCGCCACUGGUGGCGUAGGGCAGUUGGUUGUGGCAUCAUUGAUAAGCCGAAAUAUCAAAGCACGUUUAUUACUUCGAGAUCCUGAUAAAGCUACUACACUUUUUGGCAUGCAAGAUAAGGACAAUCUUCAGGUAUUUAAAGUGGACACUCGAUGCCCAGAGAAUCUAGAUCCAUCGUUAUUUGAGGGAGUCACGCAUGUGAUUUGUUGCACUGGCACAACAGCUUUUCCUUCAAGGCGAUGGGAUGGGGACAACACUCCAGAAAGAGUUGAUUGGGAGGGUGUGAGAAAUCUUGUUUCUGCUCUGCCAUCAUCACUGAAGAGAAUUGUUCUUGUUUCGUCAGUUGGUGUAACCAAAUUCAAUGAACUACCAUGGAGCAUUAUGAACCUUUUUGGUGUCCUCAAGUACAAGAAGAUGGGAGAAGAUUUUGUCCGCAAGUCUGGUCUUCCAUUUACCAUAAUCAGACCUGGUAGAUUGACUGAUGGACCUUACACAUCCUAUGAUCUCAAUACAUUGCUUAAAGCCACUGCUGGACAGCGGCGUGCAGUUCUUAUUGGUAAAGGGGACAAACUUGUCGGAGAGGUCAGCAGACUCGUGGUUGCUGAAGCCUGCAUUCAGGUGCUGGACAUGGAAUUCACUCAAGGAGAAGUUUAUGAAAUAAACUCAAUAGAGGGAGAUGGUCCAGGAAGUGAUUCCCAAAAGUGGCAAGAGCUAUUCAAGAAUGCCCAACCCCAGUAAUCAAGCUUCGUAAACCAACAUGGUAAUUGAAUUGUUCAUAAAAGAUACAGUAUAGAAUGAGAAAUGUAUAUGUUACAAUUCACAAGUUCUGUCUAUAUGAUGGUUAUUCCUCUGAAUACCUUGAACUCUUUAUGUUACUCGGCAUUUAUGGUAUUCUUUGGCCAUAUGUAUGCUUUUGGUUUUAA